This is a messenger RNA of Centruroides sculpturatus (bark scorpion), 5106 nucleotides long. RefSeq names its product DNA (cytosine-5)-methyltransferase 1-like. The record is from RefSeq and is a predicted model, not a curated record. The transcript is spliced from 39 exons. Bases 135 to 4808 code for a protein of 1557 amino acids. Gene Ontology annotation, molecular function: zinc ion binding; DNA binding; DNA (cytosine-5-)-methyltransferase activity. Gene Ontology annotation, cellular component: nucleus. NCBI's taxonomy places the organism in Eukaryota, Metazoa, Arthropoda, Arachnida, Scorpiones, Buthidae.
UUAGUUAUGACAUUUUCGCGGGAAAUUUUUCGUGCGUAUUGCACUUAUUUGCGAUUGAUUUUAAGAAAUUUUAACGUUUAUUGAAUCAAUUGUAAAUUAAAAUAAUUUGUUUGUUAAUUUUUUCGAAAUUAAAUAUGCCUGUUAACGUUAAAAAGAUGAAGGAUACGUUAUUAGAUAGAGAAUAUUCAAAAGAAAUUGACAAUGAUGAAGAAAUGGAGAUUUGCAGUGAUACAGAAAAUGAAGUAUUCAACAAAAAAGGAUUUCACAGAUUGGUUGACAAUGAAUUAAAUGAUUUGAAUAAUGAAAAUGAAGAUAACAACAAUAAAAAUGAAAAAAGAAGAGAUUCCAAACUUUUAGAAAUUGAGAAGGUUGUUUUCAAAGAUCGAAAAAAUGCAGUGAAACAAAGUGAAAAUUCAGUAUCUAAACGAAAUAAGAAAAAGAAUCAAGCAGCUGACAUCACUAUAAAAGAUAUGUUCAAACAAAUGAGAAAUAAAGAGAAGCAUGAUAAAAAUAAUAGAGUAAUAUAUUCAGAUGUUGAUAAUGAAGAAAUUGAAUUUCAAAAUAAGAAACAGAAAAUCACAAAUAAUGAAAAUGAGAUAAUCUCAAAAAAAAUCAUUGAAAAUAAGCAACCACCAAUGAAAUGUAAAGAAUGUAGACAAUUACUUGAUGAUCCUGAUUUAAAGAUGUUUUCUGGAGAUCCAGAAAAUGCUGUAGAGGAAUUUAUAAUGCUCACAGAUCCAAAGCUUUCUAUUUUUACUGGAAAUGAAGCUGAAAGCAAUUUAGAUGAUAUCAGUGAACGCCCACAACAUAAAAUUACACAUUUCAGUUUCAGUUUCAGUUUAAAUGCCAGAAUUUUUGAUUUCAAAAUUUUUAUAGGUGGUGUACCAGCACGUGCCAUGGGACCAAUCAAUGAAUGGUGGUUAGCAGGAUUUGAUGGAGGAGAACGUCCUUUAAUAGGAUUUUCUACAGCUUAUGCUGAAUAUGUAUUAAUGGCACCAAGUGAAGCAUAUGUUCCCUUUAUGAAUGCCAUGAAAGAAAAAAUCCAUUUAAGUAAAACAAUUAUUGAAUUUUUAGCAAAUAAUCAAGAUGCUACAUAUGAAGAUCUACUAAAUAAAAUUCAAACUACAGUGCCACCUCAGGGUCUUACUAGUUUCACAGAAGAUUCGCUUUUACGUCAUUCACAAUUUAUUGUUGAUCAGGUUCAAAGUUAUGAUUCUUGUGCAGAUGCUGAUGAAGCAUUGCUUAUUGUUACACCUUGCAUGAGAGCCUUGAUUAAAUUAGCUGGUGUAACUUUGGGGAAAAGGCGAGCAAUAAGACGGUCAGAAGUUAGUCAUAUAAAAGUCAAAAAAUUUGGUCAUUCAUUAGCCACUACUACUCCAUUAGUAAGAAGUAUAUUUGAGAAUUUCUUUCAGCAACAACUUGAUAAAGACACAAAAAGUCAUUCUACUCCAAGAAGAAAACGCUGUGGGGUUUGUGAGGCUUGUCAACUUCCAGACUGUGGUAAAUGUAAUGCUUGUCAAGAUAUGAUUAAAUUUGGAGGUUCUGGAAAAGGCAAACAAGCUUGUCUUCUGAGAAAGUGUCCUAAUAUGGCAGUUCAAGAUGCUGAAGCUGAAGAUGCAGAAUCUGAUGAAAUUGAAGAUGAAAUGGCUAGAAAAGCUGAGUUAACCUGUCUGACCCAUAAAAAGAAACAGUAUAAAAAGCAAAAGACUGCCCUUGCUUGGAUUGGAAAACCAAUAAAAAUAAAACAAACUAAAAAAUUUUAUUCAUCUGUUAAAAUUAAUGACGAAAUUGUUAAUUGUGGUGAUUGUGUACUUGUUGCACCUGUAGAUCCAACAAUUCCAUUAUAUGUUGCUCGUGUUGUAUAUAUGUGGGAAAAUGGAAAUGGUGAUAUGAUGUUUCAUGCUCAUUGGUUUUGCCGAGGCUCAGAUACAGUUUUGGGUGAAACUUCCGAUCCCUUGGAAGUAUUUGUUAUAUGUGAAUGUGAUGAUUCUCAUUUAUCUUCAGUAGUGAGCAAAUGCAAGAAAGCUGAGUUAACCUGUCUGACCCAUAAAAAGAAACAGUAUAAAAAGCAAAAGACUGCCCUUGCUUGGAUUGGAAAACCAAUAAAAAUAAAACAAACUAAAAAAUUUUAUUCAUCUGUUAAAAUUAAUGACGAAAUUGUUAAUUGUGGUGAUUGUGUACUUGUUGCACCUGUAGAUCCAACAAUUCCAUUAUAUGUUGCUCGUGUUGUAUAUAUGUGGGAAAAUGGAAAUGGUGAUAUGAUGUUUCAUGCUCAUUGGUUUUGCCGAGGCUCAGAUACAGUUUUGGGUGAAACUUCCGAUCCCUUGGAAGUAUUUGUUAUAUGUGAAUGUGAUGAUUCUCAUUUAUCUUCAGUAGUGAGCAAAUGCAAGGUAAUUUAUAAAAUGCCUGAUAAAAACUGGUUUUUAAAUGGUGGAAAUGAAGAAAUAAAUACUGAUUUAUGUAAUAGUGAAGAUGAGAAAACAUUCUUUUAUCAAAAAUGGUAUGAUUCACAGACAAGUAGAUUUAUUGAUCCUCCUGAUCUUGAAGUGUAUAAGAAUGAUGAUGUUAUUCAAUCAUGCAUUAGCUGCAAUAAAUUACAAGAAUGGCAUGAGAUAAAUAUCCAGCAAGUGGGUGAAUUAAUAGAAAAAACUGAUGAAAAAGCUUAUUAUCAAUCAGCAAAAUGGAAUGGCCAAGAAUAUUUCAUUGGUGAUUGUGUGUAUCUUUCACCAGAAGCAUUUAGUUUUUCCAAAAUGACUAUAACUUCUCCUAAAAAACAACAGAAUAAAAAAGAUUCUAUUGAUGAAGAUUUAUAUCCAGAAUUUUAUCGAAAAUCAGAAUACAUAAAAGGAUCUAAUCUGGAUGCUCCAGAACCAUUUCGCAUUGGACGAAUUGUAAACAUUUAUAAAUUGUGCAAAGGAAAGUUAGCAGAUAAAUUUGACAUUAAAUUUAAAGUGAAUAAAUUUUACAGACCAGAAAACACCCAUAGACAGAGGAAAGCAAAUUAUCAUUUAGAUUUAAAUCUCUUAUAUUACAGUGAAGAAGAGGUAGUUGUGGAUUUUUCUCUUAUCCAAGGUAAAUGUUAUGUUGUAUAUAGUGGAAAUCUUCAAGAAUCAGUUGAAGAAUAUACAUCGAAAGGACCAAAUAGAUUUUACUUUAACGAGGCUUAUGACAAAAAUGCUAGAACUUUUGAUGAUCCACCUGCGAAAGCACAAGCAAUUGGAAACAAAGGAAAAGGGAAAGGUAAAGGUAAAGGGAAAUCUCAAAACAAAACAGACAACUCAGCUGAUAUCAAAAUGGAAUAUUUUUCUACUGUUUCUUCAAAACUAAGAACAUUAGAUGUAUUUGCUGGUUGUGGAGGUUUAUCUGAAGGCUUCCAUAAAGCUGAAAUAAGUGACACAUUAUGGGCUAUAGAAAAAGAAGAAGCUGCAGCACAAGCAUUUCGAUUAAAUUUUCCUAACUGUACUGUUUUUACAGAAGAUUGUAAUGUAUUACUUCGUUUAGUGAUGGAUGGUAACAAAGCAAAUGAUAAAGGACAAAUUUUACCUCAAAAGGGGGAUGUUGAAUUACUGUGUGGAGGACCUCCAUGUCAAGGUUUUAGUGGAAUGAAUAGAUUCAAUUCUAGACAAUAUUCAUUGUUUAAGAAUUCUUUAAUUGUUUCCUACUUGAGUUAUUGUGAUUAUUAUCGACCAAGGUUCUUUCUUCUUGAAAAUGUUAGAAAUUUUGUUUCAUUUAAACGUAGUAUGGUAUUAAAAUUAACAUUGAGAUGUUUGAUAAGAAUGGGAUAUCAGUGCACAUUUGGAGUAUUGCAAGCAGGUAAUUACGGAGUGCCACAGACCCGUCGAAGGGCUAUAAUUUUGGCUGCUGCUCCUGGAGAAAAGUUGCCAUUAUUUCCUGAACCUACUCAUGUUUUUGCUCCAAGAGCAUGUCAAUUAUCUGUUGUUGUUGAUGAUAAAAAGUUUAUAACAAAUGUUAAGUGGACAUCAUCUGCACCUUAUAGAACCAUCACAGUAAGAGAUUCUAUGUCUGAUUUACCUGAAAUCCGAAAUGGAGCUAAAACUGAAGAAAUUCCAUAUAAUGGAGAAUCAAUUUCACACUUCCAAAGAAUGUUAAGAGGAAAAUAUUAUCAACCUGUUCUCAGAGAUCACAUUUGUAAAGAGAUGAGUCCUUUAGUAGAAGCUCGUAUGAGAUAUAUACCAUUAUCUCCAGGUUCUGAUUGGCGAGAUCUGCCAAAUAUACCAGUUAGAUUAUCUGAUGGCAGUUUUACAAAAAAAUUACAAUAUACUCAUAAAGAUAUAAAAAAUGGUAAUUCAAGUUCAGGAGCUCUAAGAGGUGUCUGUUCUUGUGCUGAAGGAAAACCUUGUGAUCCAUUUGAUCGACAAGACAAUACAUUAAUUCCCUGGUGUCUUCCCCAUACUGGAAAUCGUCAUAACCAUUGGGCUGGUUUGUAUGGUCGGCUAGAAUGGGAAGGUUUCUUUAGUACUACUGUAACAAAUCCUGAGCCAAUGGGAAAACAAGGUCGUGUUCUUCAUCCAGAACAGCAUAGAGUUGUCAGUGUUAGGGAAUGUGCUCGUUCGCAAGGUUUUCCUGAUAGUUAUCGCUUUUUUGGGAUUAUUACUGAUCGUCAUAGGCAGAUAGGAAAUGCUGUACCUCCACCACUUGCUACCGCAAUAGGAUAUGAAAUUUUAAAAUGUGUUGCAGAAAAAGAAAAUAAUGUGCAAUCCCCAAAUAAGAACAAUGGUGAUAUUAGUGAUGCAAAAAUGAGAGAAAAAAUUGGUAGUAGUCCAAAAGCCAGUACAUCAAAUGUUUAAUGAAGUACUUUAAAAAAACUCAUUAUAAAUUUUAAGUAAUUUUUAUAAAUUGAUAUGGUUUUAGCAUUCCAGUACUGCAAGAGAGCUAAAUAAGGACACAUGUUCUUGUAAAAAUAAUAAUUAUAUUUUAUACAUGAAACAAAAAUAAUAAGCAAACAGAAUUCACGCACAAAGCUCAUAAAAUCUGUAUACCCAUUAAAAUUAAAAUUUGAAGUGUUUAAAACUCUACAAAUCUAUAGCAUUACUAUUUUCAUCUUCUAUAAUUGUUUUACCUUUUUAAUGAAAUGUAUAAGUUUUU